AUGGCCCUGUGUGCUUGGGCCGAGCUACUCCUGGGAGCGCUGCAGGUGAUGGCUCUGCCAGGGGCCCUCGCUGACAGUGCAAGUCCGGGGGAAUCUCUUGAUGUAAGGAAUCACGUGCUUCUGCAAAACUCCAGUGCCAAUUCCCCAGCAGAGAGUAUGCAAAACGUGCCUCACAACUCUACAUCUGAAUCUAACAGCAGCACCACUGUGAAACCAUCACCAACUCCAGUUUCCUUGGUCUCAAACAGUGUGACAGAUGUCACCUUCAAACCCAAAACUUCUAAAAUGGAAACACCAGAGUCCUCAACAAAUACAACUUCCAGCACUUCAAAGUCUAUACCCAAAGCAACAAGUAUUUCACAAAACGUAUUCCAGAUGUCAACAUCCACGAUGACCACAGCUCAUAAUAGUUUAGUGACAUCAUUAACCACACCUAGUCAUUUAAAUGGAAAAAUAUCAAAAUUUGACACUGGCAGCUUUGUUGGUGGUAUUGUAUUAACACUGGCAGUUUUAUCUAUUCUUUACAUUGGUUGCAAAAUCUAUUAUUCAAGAAGAGGCAUCUGAUAUAGACCCAUUG
Sciurus carolinensis (gray squirrel) is the source of this 577-nucleotide messenger RNA. RefSeq names its product porimin-like. The record is from RefSeq and is a predicted model, not a curated record. Bases 1 to 564 code for a protein of 187 amino acids. Gene Ontology annotation, cellular component: cytoplasmic vesicle. The transcript has 2 exons. NCBI's taxonomy places the organism in Eukaryota, Metazoa, Chordata, Mammalia, Rodentia, Sciuridae.